This is a messenger RNA of Ceratotherium simum simum (southern white rhinoceros), 1118 nucleotides long. RefSeq names its product hydroxyacylglutathione hydrolase like (gene HAGHL). The record is from RefSeq and is a predicted model, not a curated record. Gene Ontology annotation, molecular function: hydroxyacylglutathione hydrolase activity. Lineage: Eukaryota; Metazoa; Chordata; Mammalia; Perissodactyla; Rhinocerotidae.
GCUUGAGCCUGGAGCGUAGGGUCCUCCGGGAAUUCCCUAGAGCAGGGAGCGGGACUGCCUUCUGGCCCCCAGUGUGUGUGGAGCUGACCCCUCCCGCGCAGCCCUGCCUAGGUGUGGAGAGGGGAGCCCCCGCCCUGAGGCAGGGGCUCACAAGGCUGGAGGCCUCUUGGAGGAGGCGCGGGGUGGCUGAGCGCUGCGACCAUGAAGGUCAAGGUCAUCCCUGUGCUUGAGGACAACUACAUGUACCUGGUCAUCGAGGAGCACACGCGGGAGGCUGUGGCUGUGGACGUGGCCGUGCCCAAGAGGCUGCUGGAGAUCGUGGGCCGGGAGGGGGUAUCACUGACCACUGUGCUGACCACCCACCACCACUGGGACCACUCUCGAGGCAACGCGGAGCUGGCACGGCUGCGGCCGGGCCUGGCCGUGCUAGGUGCGGACGAGCGCAUCUGCGCGCUGACCCGCAGGCUGGCGCACGGCGAGGAACUGCGGUUUGGGGCCAUCCACGUGCGCUGCCUCCUGACGCCCGGCCACACCACUGGCCACAUGAGCUACUUCUUAUGGGAAAAUGAGUGUCUGGACCCGCCCGCCGUGUUCUCGGGGGAUGCCCUGUCCGUGGCGGGAUGCGGCUCCCGCCUGGAGAGCACAGCUCAGCAGAUGUACCAGAGCCUGGCUGAGACCCUGGGCACCCUGCCCCCGGAGACUAAGGUGUUCUGUGGCCACGAACACACGCUGGCCAACCUUGAGUUUGCACAGAAAGUGGAGCCCUGCAAUGACCACGUGAGGGCCAAGCUGUCGUGGGCCAAGAAGAGGGACGAGGACGACGUGCCCACAGUGCCGUCCACGCUAGGCGAGGAGCUCCUCUACAACCCCUUUCUGAGAGUGGCAGAGGAGGCUGUGCGCGAGUUCACAGGGAAGGCGGCCCCGGCAGAGGUCCUGGAGGUGCUCUGCAGAGAACGGGCGAGCUUUGAGCGGGCGGCCGACCCGCUGCAGCCACAGGCCCGGGCUCUCCUGGCGCUGCAGUGGGGGCUCCUGAGUAUGCCCCGACAGAAGUGAGCCCCGUGUGGACCCGCCGCGGGGUCAGGUGGUGCAUCUCUCCUCCCUUGACCCUCGGGUAGACU